Messenger RNA from Leptonychotes weddellii (Weddell seal), 2454 nucleotides. The record is from RefSeq and is a predicted model, not a curated record. NCBI's taxonomy places the organism in Eukaryota, Metazoa, Chordata, Mammalia, Carnivora, Phocidae.
CCGAGAAGUCGGAGACCCUUGUGCAUGAAGACAGAUUUGUUCUAUGGCCUCGGAGUUGGGAGCCGGGGACGAUGGCAGCUGCACUGAGCUGGCAAAGCCCCUCUAUCUUCAAUACUUGGAGAGGGCCCUCCGGUUGGACCAUUUCUUGCGACAAACAUCAGCCAUCUUCAACAGGAAUAUUUCUAGUGAUGAGAGUGAAGAUGGACUGGAUGACAGUAAUCCUUUAUUGCCCCAGUCUGGGGAUCCCUUAAUACAAGUUAAGGAAGAACCUCCAAAUUCAUUGCUUGGAGAAACUUCUGGAGCAGGCAACUCUGGAAUGUUAAACACAUACUCGCUGAAUGGAGUUCUACAGUCAGAAUCAAAAUCUGACAAAGGGAAUUUAUAUAACUUCUCUAAAUUGAAGAAAAGCAGGAAGUGGCUAAAGAGCAUUCUGCUAAGUGAUGAGUCCAGUGAGGCAGAUUCUCAGAGUGAAGACAAUGAAGAAGAAGAAGAAGAAGAGGAAGAACUCCACCUCAGCAGAGAAGAACUUCAUAACAUGUUGCGGCUGCACAAGUAUAAGAAACUUCACCAGAAUAAGUAUAGCAAAGACAAGGAGCUGCAGCAGUACCAAUACUACAGUGCAGGCCUGCUCUCCACAUACGACCCUUUCUAUGAGCAACAACGGCACCUACUUGGACCCAAAAAAAAGAAAUUCAAGGAGGAAAAGAAACUUAAAGCCAAGUUGAAAAAAGUGAAGAAAAAAAGGCGAAGGGAUGAAGAACUUUCCUCUGAAGAAUCUCCUCGUUGCCACCACCAUCAGACCAAAGUUUUUGCCAAGUUCUCUCAUGAUGCACCUCCUCCUGGCACCAAGAAGAAGCACUUAUCCAUUGAGCAACUUAAUGCUCGUCGCAGGAAAGUAUGGCUCAGCAUUGUGAAAAAGGAACUACCAAAGGCCAACAAGCAGAAAGCUUCAGCUCGUAACCUGUUUCUCACCAAUAGCCGAAAGCUUGCCCACCAGUGCAUGAAGGAGGUGCGUCGAGCUGCCUUGCAGGCCCAAAAGAACUGUAAGGAGACCUUGCCUCGUGCCCGCCGCCUCACCAAGGAGAUGCUUCUGUACUGGAAGAAGUAUGAGAAGGUGGAGAAGGAACAUCGCAAGCGUGCAGAGAAGGAGGCCUUGGAGCAGCGGAAGUUGGAUGAGGAAAUGCGGGAGGCCAAGAGGCAACAGCGAAAACUGAACUUCUUAAUCACCCAAACAGAGUUGUAUGCCCAUUUCAUGAGUCGCAAACGAGACAUGGGUCAUGAUGGAAUUCAGGAAGAAAUCCUAAGGAAACUGGAAGACAGUUCUACCCAAAGACAAAUUGACAUUGGUGGAGGGGUGGUAGUUAACAUUACACAGGAGGAUUAUGAUAGUAACCAUUUCAAAGCCCAGGCCCUGAAGAAUGCUGAAAAUGCUUACCAUAUUCAUCAAGCUCGGACAAGGUCAUUUGAUGAAGAUGCGAAAGAAAGUCGAGCAGCUGCCCUUCGGGCAGCAAACAAGUCUGGCACUGGGUUUGGGGAGAGUUACAGCCUGGCAAACCCAUCUAUCCGGGCUGGGGAAGAUAUUCCACAGCCUACAAUUUUUAAUGGCAAAUUAAAAGGCUAUCAGCUGAAAGGCAUGAAUUGGUUGGCAAAUCUCUAUGAACAGGGCAUUAAUGGCAUUCUUGCAGAUGAAAUGGGCCUUGGUAAAACAGUGCAGAGUAUUGCCCUCCUGGCCCAUUUGGCUGAGCGAGAGAACAUCUGGGGACCUUUCUUAAUAAUUUCACCUGCUUCUACACUUAACAAUUGGCACCAGGAAUUUACUAGAUUUGUUCCUAAAUUUAAGGUAAAAAUCAAUCCAACAAAAAUUUUUAUAUUAGUCAGUAUAAUAUAUUAUUUGUUGGGGGGGCCUCCUGGCAUUUCAGAUCAACUCUCUCGAUUACACAUGAUCUUGAAGCCAUUUAUGCUGAGGAGAAUCAAGAAAGAUGUAGAAAAUGAAUUGUCUGACAAGGUUACCGCAGUGCCAUUGGAUUCUUACUGCAAUGACCGAAGUGCAGAAUAUGAGCGGCGAGUGCUGAAGGAAGGAGGGAGUCUGGCAGCCAAGCAGUGUUUGUUAAAUGGGGCCCCUGAACUGGCGGCAGAGUGGCUAAAUCGACGGUCCCAGUUCUUCCCAGAGCCAGCUGGAGGACUGUGGAGCAUCAGGCCUCAGAAUGGCUGGUCUUUCAUCAGGAUUCCAGGCAAGGAGAGCCUCAUCACUGACAGUGGAAAGCUGUAUGCCCUUGAUGUCCUCCUGACUCGGCUCAAGUCUCAAGGACAUAGGGUCCUUAUCUACUCCCAGAUGACCAGGAUGAUAGACCUGCUGGAGGAAUACAUGGUUUAUAGGAAGCAUACCUACAUGAGGCUUGAUGGCUCAUCCAAGAUCUCAGAGAGGCGGGACAUGGUUGCUGAUUUUCAGAACAG